This is a messenger RNA of Choloepus didactylus (southern two-toed sloth), 2677 nucleotides long. RefSeq names its product nitric oxide associated 1 (gene NOA1). The record is from RefSeq and is a predicted model, not a curated record. The transcript has 7 exons. Gene Ontology annotation, molecular function: GTP binding. The coding region runs from base 483 to 2567 and encodes 694 amino acids. Lineage: Eukaryota; Metazoa; Chordata; Mammalia; Pilosa; Megalonychidae.
AAGAUUUGGGGGCAGCUUUUUGUUUUUUCACUGUUGUUAUACUUUUUUUACUCCUGAAAAAAAGCCAAAAAGAUGUUUUAAUAAAAGGUUUUAAUUGUGGCUGAGUCUGCACCUCUAUUUUUUGCACUUCUAAAGACCAAAAAUUACGAAGCUUUUCAAAAAUGUGACUUACUAAGGGUGAGGUUUGCCAGCGGUGGCGCACUGAAGAAGCUUGACAAUGAACAAACCCAAAGCGCUCAUUAUUAUCUUCUGCCGGACUAGUUCAGUACUUAAGGCCCGGGAACAAUUGCCGUAGCGUUACGCUAGCUCUCAGGCCUUAGAGUCCUCAAUCGCGAGAAUUCACGGGAUCAGACGCCGAAGGAGGGGCCGUGUGAGGCGUGCAACAACUGACAGCUCCCAAGCGCCCUUGGGCUUUUGUCUCCGGACCCCAGUGCGCGUGCGCGCACGUGGCCCCGCCUCUUUGCCGGAGGGCAGUGUUCCUCAUGCUGCCAGCACUCCUAAGCCGCCGACUUCCGUGGCCUUUACUGUGGGGAUCUGUCCCCGCCGUUGUGCGCCAUGGCCUCCGGGAGCCCCUUCCCGAGAGGAGAUGUGCGGCCGCUUCCUUCUUCCAGCACUCUUCCUACCUGGGACGUGAGCCUCCUCAUGGCCAGACGGCGACUGGGGACUACCGACGAAAUACCGACAUGGAGGAGCGUUUUCUGUUCCCCGAGUACAUCCCGGAGCCAAAGCCUGAGCCGACCCCCGGAGAGCUGCUGCAGGAACUACAGCAGCCGCAGGAGGAGGAGGAGCGGCAGAGGCAGCGGCGGGGCGAGCAACGGCGGCAGCAGAAGCUACGGGCCAGAUAUCGGGAGCACGCAGUGAUGGGGAACCCAGACCCCACGGUCCCGUCCAGCGGCAUUAGCUGCUCGGGCUGCGGGGCGGAGCUGCAUUGCCAGGAUCCCAGCGUGCCUGGCUACCUGCCCAGCAAGAAGUUCCUCAGAUCGGCGUCGGAGGCGGACGGCGGGCUGACGGGGACCGUGUGCCUGCGCUGCUGGCUGCUGGUGCACCACCGGCGCGCCCUGCGCCUGCAGGUGAGCCGCGAACAGUACCUGGAGCUGGUGAGCGCCGCGCUGCGGCGGCCCGGGCCGGCCCUGGUGCUCUACAUGGUAGAUCUACUGGACCUGCCUGACGCCCUGCUGCCGGACCUGCCAGCCUUGGUGGGCCCCAAGCAGGUGAUCGUGCUGGGGAACAAGGUGGACUUGCUGCCUCAGGACGCUUCCGGCUACCGCCGGCGGCUCCGGGAUCGGCUGUGGGACGACUGUGUCCGCGCCGGGCUCCUGCCUUCGCCUGGCCACCAAGGGCAACAGGACCCCGGCGGGGACGGGUCUCGGGACCUGGCGGCGAAUCCGAAUCCGCCGGCCCGGCACCGCACAGUGCUCCGGGACGUGCGGCUGAUCAGCGCCAAGACAGGCUACGGGGUGGAAGAGUUGAUCUCCGCGCUUCAGCGCUCCUGGCGCUACCGCGGCGAUGUCUACCUGGUAGGCGCUACCAACGCCGGCAAGUCCACUCUCUUCAACACGCUCCUGGAGUCUGACUACUGUACCGCCAAGGGUGCCGAAGCCAUCGACAGAGCCACUAUUUCCCCAUGGCCAGGUACUACAUUAAACCUUUUGAAGUUUCCUAUUUGCAACCCAACUCCUUACAGAAUGUUUGAAAGACACAAAAGGCUUAAAAAAGAUGCAGCUACAGCUGAAGAAGAUCUUAGUGAGCAAGAGCAAAAUAAACUUAAUCUCUUGAAAAAUCAUGGUUAUGUGGUAGGAAGAGUUGGGAGAACAUUCCUAUAUUCAAAAGAACAGAAAGAUGAAGCUGCCUUCGAGUUUGAUGCUGAUUCACUUGCCUUUGACAUGGAAAAUGAACCUGUUCUAGUUGCAGACAAAUCCACCAAAAAAGUAGAAUUGACCCCACAAGAAGUGAAAGAUGCCCACUGGUUUUAUGACACCCCUGGAAUUACAAAAGAAAAUUGUAUUUUAAAUCUUCUAACAGAAAAAGAAGUAAAUAUUGUUUUGCCAACACAGUCCAUUAUUCCAAGAACUUUUGUGCUUAAACCAGGAAGUGUUCUUUUUUUGGGUGCUAUAGGCCGCAUAGAUUUUCUGCAGGGAAAUCAUUCAGCUUGGUUUACAGUUGUGGCUUCCAAAUUCCUUCCUGUGCACAUCACUUCCUUGGACAGGGCAGAUGCUAUAUAUCACAAGCAUGCAGGUCAUACAUUACUCCAGGUUCCAAUGGGUGGAGAACGAAUGGCAGAAUUUCCUCCUCUUGUUGCUGAAGACAUUACAUUAGAAGAAGGACUUGGGGAAUCCGAAGCAGUGGCUGACAUAAAAUUUUCCUCUGCAGGUUGGGUUGCAGUAACACCUCAGUUUAAGGACAGACUGCAUCUCCGAGGCUAUACACCUCAAGGAACAGUUCUGACAGUCCGGCCCCCUCUGUUGCCAUAUAUUGUUAACAUCAAAGGAGAGCGCAUCAAGAAAAGUGUGGCCUAUAAAACCAAGAGGCCUCCUUCCCUUGUGUAUAAUCUGCGAAAGAAGAAAUAAGGCCCAGUCCCCCCACCCUUUUUAAACAUUUUAACAGUUUAUCUUUUAAACUGUUCUGGACUGUAUCUGUAAUGUAUUGGAACUUGUAAAUACAAGUUGUUUUUUUUUUA